Messenger RNA from Pecten maximus, 2679 nucleotides. Its product is annotated as leucine-, glutamate- and lysine-rich protein 1-like. Bases 130 to 2268 code for a protein of 712 amino acids. NCBI's taxonomy places the organism in Eukaryota, Metazoa, Mollusca, Bivalvia, Pectinida, Pectinidae. The record is from RefSeq and is a predicted model, not a curated record. The transcript has 16 exons.
GGCGGACACAUGCCUAAAAGAAUGCAGUGCGCUGAUCUUAUCGUCGAUAAUAGUUGUUUUUUAACAAUACUGAGAUCUUGUAUUGGAAGAUAAUAAAGAAAAUUACAAAGAAAAUUUGAAGCUGAGGUUAUGAAAACAAAAAUGUCGGAGGGCAAACCUGAGGAUGCCGAUGGUGAUCCUGGAAGGUUUGAGCAUUACCAUCCACAGCAUCCGCUACCAGAGGGCAUACGGAAGAUGGAGCAUGACGAUACAGUAUGUAAGUACUGUGGAGUGAGUUACCUCAUCCACAACGAAAUUAAAGCCAUGGAAGAAAAGUUAAAGAAGACCAUUGCCGAGAUGGAACAUUACCGAGGCAGUAUGGAGAGAGAGAAACAACUGAGGAUCGAUUAUGACAGACUGAUGGGAGAAACCAAGGAACUUCGAGAAAAUUCAAAAAACAUGGACAAUGUAAUAUCCUCACUAAGAAGUUCCUUGAAGAAUGAAGAAGAAUUAUCAGGGCACUUACGGUUACAGAAUCAGAACUUACAGGGCGAGUUAGAUAGGACCAAAACUGAGAGGGAAAGUUACAGAUUAAAAUUUUCCAUAUUUGAGGAGCGAUUGCCUUACAUUAAGUCUCAGCUGACCGCCCAAAGACAAGUUGUGACAGACGUACACACGUUUGUAGAGGAUAGAGACGCAAAAUUCCAAACAGAAUUACAACUUCUACAGAAAAAUAUUAUUGAGAAGUACCAGUCCGAACAUAAAGGAAUGUCCUCACUUCAGGAACAGAUUGAGAAAUUAGAAGCUGAAAAAUCAGAAUCUUCUAUGCAGUCAACAAUGAUGACAGAGAAAGUCCGGCGCCAGGAGAAAGAACUUAAAUCUCUGUCAAAUGUCCGUGACGAAAACUCAAAACUACAGCAAAAAUGUGACGGCUUAGAAAUCUCAAUCAAAGAUAUCAGACAACAGUUGGAGGACGCCGUAUCAACGAGUCGACAGCUGAACCUUGAAAGUCAACAAUUUAAAGACAGCUUGAGAAACAAAACCCAGGAGAUUGAGGAUUUAACUGCACAGUCCCGAAGGAAGGAACAGAAUACAGAAAUGGCCCUACAGAAACUUCAGAAUGACUUAAAAAAGAAAGAUAUUGAAGUGAUGACAUUGUACAAGGAAAUGAAGACGAUGGAGUCGAGAUUUAAAGAACAGAAGAUGAAAGAGGAGGAGAUUCAUAGAAAAGCUACCCUCACUGUCUCGGAAACAAGAGAAUUGAAGAAUAUUUUAGCCAAAGCCGAAGAAGAGAUUGACCAACUAAAAGGAGAGAGAGAGUCCAUGAUUUUAUCCCAUCAAAACCGGAUAGAACAGUUACGAGAAAGUUUUAAACAGAAGAUGUAUGAGGCAGAGUCCUGGCCGGAAAAGCUGGAGGAGAUGCUGCAGAAAGAACGGGCAAAACAUGUGGCAUCGUUAAAAUCUAUGGAGGAGAGACUGAAGGAGAACUUUGUCCUGGAAAUCAAGAUUGAAAAAGAAAAAUAUCAAGAACUGUUAGGAAAAUACCAGAAUUCUAACAAAGAUCACGAAGCUAUUUUGAAGGCUCAGUUGAACUCAUUGGAGAGUAAAUAUCGGUCUGAGAUUCGGGAUCUUCAAAAGUUCCUGUCAGACACCAAAGAACGGGCUAAAGACAGCGAGGACUCUCUGCGAAAGGAAGUCCAGAGUCUAAAGUCUAUCAUACAGGAUCUGGAGAACAGAUUAGGUCGUUUGGACUCAGGAAACGAGGAAAUGAUUUAUACACUGAAACAACAACUGAAGGAGACACACCAGGAGUUGGGGGACACCAGGCAGCAGAUAGAAGAACAGGCAGGCCAGCUAAAGACAGCAAAGGAGGAGAAUGCUUUCCUCCAAGAGACAGUGAGGAAGGAAUGUGAGGAAAGAUUUGAGUUGAUGGAGAAGUUUAGCGAGGCUAAGGAAGAACUCCUGCAGCUGAAGAAACCAUCUGGUGGAUAUUCUUCACUUAACUCAUCUCGGAACUCUUCAGCUGCGAAUCUGAAGAGAUCAGGAAGUUUCAACACUCCAAAGCCCAGCCCACCUGAGGAAGGGCUUUCCCGAAGGGACAGUGAGGGCUCAAGCCCUACUAAGACCAAAACCCCUUCAGCACCUCCUAAUAGGGAUUCUGGUCCGAGUACAAACAAUGAAUUAACUUUUGGUGGGGAAGCAGCAAAAACUCCGGGACGAUUAAAGGGCAACUCUCUCGCGGAGAAUCGUCGCAGAAUAGCACAAAUACUUGGACGCAGGGAAAAAUAGCAGAUAGUUCUUUAUGUAUGAAUGCUUGUAUGUGCCAAUUUUCUGUAUUAUUUAUUGAUGCAUUAUGUGUUGAAUGUGAUAUACAAAUCCAGACUGAUAAUAGGAUUUCAAACCAAUGGAGUAAUUUCUUCACAAUUAUAAUCUACAAUUUUCAAAUACCGUAUUUGACUAAAUAUGCACACUGUGUGCUUACAAAAACUCUUAAGAAGCAUACUUAAUAAAACCAUGCACAGGGAAAAAGUUCCAUGUGAAUCGAGACAAUUUUUUUUUUCUUUUACAUUUACAUACCUUAAUGUAGCGAAAACAAUCCAGACUCUUUGGUUAAAGGACUGAAGAUGAUGUUUGCAGAUUAACAUGGUAAAGAACUUUUGUAUGUUUCAAUCAUCCUUUUUACCUGUUUAAAAUGGUGGG